Messenger RNA from Dermacentor albipictus, 2600 nucleotides. Its product is annotated as endothelin-converting enzyme homolog. NCBI's taxonomy places the organism in Eukaryota, Metazoa, Arthropoda, Arachnida, Ixodida, Ixodidae. Gene Ontology annotation, molecular function: metalloendopeptidase activity. Gene Ontology annotation, cellular component: plasma membrane. Gene Ontology annotation, biological process: protein processing. The record is from RefSeq and is a predicted model, not a curated record.
ACAAGCAAGCGACAACAGCGAAGCGAACCCAAGCUAUCUUUGUCGUCCGACUUCUGUUCCACAGGACCUACCAUCGUGGGCACCGGUCGACUCUCUUGCUAGGAUUCCUCCACCUUCGCCUGCAGACGUGACUGAACCACGGAGCCAAUGGCCUACGGGUUUGGGACGCGCCAAAUGAUUUACGAAGAAUGCACAGAAGAUUCGAGCAGUAGGCAAGGUGAUCAUCGGAAGCUCUUGCUCUGCCUGAUUGGCUUGCUGGCGAUAAUCUCGAUGGGUACUUUUCUAACAAUACAUCUGGUCUACAAAGAUUCAUCACACGCCUCCACAGACACGGCGACCGAAAUCACACUGCCUCCGCUUCAGCUCCCGCAGCCUUCCGUGCCAGUAACGAGUCCUUCAACGAGCAUAACCGUGCAGCAGCUGACCAUGGUGAAGGCGAAGCCUCCUUCCAUUGACAUUGCUCGAUUAGUCAGUGUCGCUGACCCGACGUGCAGCACGGUCCUGUGCCACUUCCUGGCGCAGUGGCUGCGAUCCAAACUGGACGACACAAUAGACCCGUGCCAAGAUUUCUACCGCUACGUGUGCCGCACCUUCGAUGGAAGGGACCAAAUCAGCGAUGUCGUUUACGCCAUUAAACUGACCACCACAAAUUAUGCCCAAUCCACGAAAGUUCCAGCUACUAGGCAGACGUCGUGGGAGAAAGCAGCUGGGCUGUUUCAGGCUUGUGUUCGUUUCGCAAAGUCACACAGGAAAGAGACCGGAGAUCUCGUGGCCUGGAUGACGUCCCUGAACCUCGACCUGGCAAACGAGACAAGGUUGGCCAAAGUACCCGUUGUGGAAACGAUUGUGCGCUGCGCCCUCCAUUUCGGCAUCCACGUCAUCAUCUCCAUCACCUUCAGGCCAUCAUUGUUCUACAAAUACAAGAGGGCCAUGCUGAUGGAAUACAGCGUCGAACAAUUGCAGUCGCAACUAGGGCGUUGGAGGAUUCCACGAAACACAACUCUGGUUAAUUAUAUGCAGCAACUCCGAUGGUUCAAUGUCGACCCUUCUCUCGAGGCGCAGCUUGCUGCUAGGAUCAUCGAGUACGAGCAAGAACUUAGCGAAAUCGAGAGCUACUCGAGAUCACGUGGAGAACGCUACCGCGUUGGCGAAAUUCGUGGACUUGGCGCAGUGACAAAGCCACACAUCGACAAAAGAAUGUGGAUUAAAUUGUUUUCCAAGUACACGAAUAGGACCUACCGCGGUAACGAUAACAUCGUGUAUAAGCUGGAGCCGCUCAGAAUUCUCGUGACUCUCAUCACGCACCCUUCGGUCAGCUACAAGGGACUCCGUUACCUAAUCGCUUGGAGCGUCUUCAGGCAGAUGGUGAAAUACACGGAACCCGAGUUGCUGGUGGGCGGAAGAAGAGUUGACCACGCUUGCUACGACCAUGUCCUCAAGGUCCUGAAGUUGGCGCUCGUGAGUCCUUUCCUCCAAACAGUGAUCAAGCCAGGUGCGAUAAAAGAGGCUAACAGGACGGUGAACAAGAUCCGAGAAGCUUUUCGCUUGGCCGUGAAGUCGUCAAAGUGGAUCAAAGGGAAGGCACAGAGAGUCGCUCUACGAAAGCUCACCAACAUGAAACAGUACGUCGGGAGUCCUGGAAAGCGUCAUGACCAUGACUUCGUGGAGAAGUACUAUGAAAUGUAUCCGGACGUGCCUCUCGACCAGUUUUUCACUCCGUGGAGAAAGGCUUUAUCAUUCUCCGCCUAUCAAACGUGGACCGACCAGACGACAUGGCUCUACGAUGAAUCGGUUGUAAACGCCCAAUACACACCUUUCUACAACUCAAUAAUCAUCCCGACAGCGCUGCUCCAACGACCCUUCCUCUUUCUCGACGGUCCAGCGGCCCUCACCUAUGGUGGUCUCGGGACGAUAAUUGGCCAUGAGAUUAUGCACAUGUACGACGUAUCCGGCCUGACAUUCGACGAAAAUGCCGAGAAGCGAGUCUGGGUAACGCCAGAGUUCCAAACGGAGUACGGAAAAAGGGCGGUCUGCCUGCGCAGAUCAACCAUGGCUCUCCGAAAACGGCUGGUACGGCAGGAUAUUGCGAACGAUGUGCUCGACUCGGAAAACCUGGCCGAUUUCGUUGGCACUGCAGCAUCGUACUGGGCCUACACGUCACUGCCAGCUCACGAACGGGAUGUUUGGCUGUUGGGCCUCAACAUAUCAGCCGAACGUUUGUUCUUCAUCAGCCACUGCAUCAAGUAUUGCUACCACUACAGCGACACCGAACACUUGCGCUACUCGCCGUUCCACGUGCGCUGCAUGGCGCCACUCGCGAACAUGCCGGAAUUCUCGACCGCCUUCCGCUGCCCCCCGGGGUCCCUCAUGAACCCGACGAACAAGUGCACCUUCUGGUCGUAAAAGAAUGGAUGCCACUGAAGUGUCGCAGACUGUUCACUCAAAGAAACCUUGUAACCACCACGGCGGCUAUAGCAUGGCACCUAAAUUCUUUCUGGGAAGGAACGGACUAACGGAGCUCUUUAAUGUAACCAUAGCACUAUAGUGACGGUGUAACAGCCGCAGAUGCAGAACUUGUGCUAUAGUGCACUUCUCCGUUU